AUGUCGAGGAACGCUGGCAAUGUUCGCACGUCCGAAGCGAACGACGGACCACUCGAUGGUUGUUCAGGAGGUGAUUUCAUAUCUCUCACUCAAGCCGUGGAGAAGAGCGAGAAAAUCUCCUAUGGUUUCGCAGCGAGUUCAAAAUAUGUUACAUCACAAUCUGAAAGAUCUCAGCCAAUACGCUCGUCUCCUCGGCAGAAGAAGAAUGCAACUUCUGCACUCGAUCGAUUACUCUGCACAAACAGCAGACAAAAAGAGGGCAAGAGUAAUAGCGGAUUGAAUAUGGAAACGAAGACUACGGUUUCCGACAAGGUUGUCGUCGUCGAGCAGGAGCAGCAGCGGUGUAAAGUUGAAGCUCACGGUGAUCUUGGAGAGAACAAUAGAAACAAAGUACGUGGUGAAUUCCCCGUUACGCUUGAUAAAGCUCCUUCGACAACCUUGGCGCGAGAGUUUGGACCAGAUUCGAAAGAAAAAAAGAAGAAGAGAGAGGAGGAAAAGAAAGUUGAACUGCGUGUAUCGUUUCCGGCGCCUUCACUAAGUUGGGGGAGCGCAGACGAACAGCUUUUUGUUCAUGAUAACGUAAGAACGAUAAAGAAAGAUAGACGAUCGAUUGAUAGUAACAACAAGAAAAGAAAAGAAAACCCUAGAGGAGCACCACCGAUUCCCGUCGAGGAAGAUCACACUUCCAAGAUAUCUGCGCCAAAGGAGUUCAUCGCAGAAUGGGAUGAUGAGGAAGAUGAUGAAAGUAUCGAAAAUCAUGAUAUAUAUUUGAACACUGACACCACCGCCGCCGUUGUUGAAAAAACAACAUUAGAAAAUUGUACGACAAACGUAUCUCGAGUCGCGAAUGCAUUGAAAAUGGAUUCAUCAGAUAUGAACGUUCAGGAAAAGAUUAUGAAAAAGCUCGAGAGAAUUGAUUCGCAAGGCGCACGUAUCGCUGCACAAAGAAUCAUCCGCAUACAGAAAGAUGACAACGUUUUACAUUUACAUGUUGUUGCAUGUCUUAAGUCUAGUAAUAUGGUGGUGCCAAAGAUUAUAACUUUGAAAGAUCAUUGGGUAGAUAUUCAAGUCCAAGUGAAUGACCUCAUUCGUGUCCAUUCAAUAAGCCAAGGAAACGAGAUUUCUGGAAACUGUGAAAUCACUGCUACAAAUGGCCUUAUCUUAGUUCUUCAUCCCGAGCUUUUACUGUCUGCAACCAUGCUUGGAGGAUCCUUUCAAUGUUUAAGAAAAGCUUUUAUAAAUACUGUCAUCGGUGAUGGUCCCGGUGGAGAUGCAUCUGAAGCUGCUACAUUCGGAACUCUACUGCACGAACUCGCCGAAAAGUCUUUGAUAAAUUCAGGCUCUAGUGCUAUGUCAAACAAUUUCGCAGGGAUGAACGAAAAUUGUAUGGAGGAUUUUAUCGUUGGAUUGGCUCGCAAAAGUGCCCUAGAUCUAUACGCCAUCAACAAAACAGUUGACAAUUUUAUCGAGCACGCUAGAAAUGUCAUCUCAGGUGUCGAAAAAUGGUCCAAAAAAUUGACGGCAUUAUCUCGCAAGGCCAGAAUAAUGGCAAGAGAUCUCGGUUCGAAGAUGAGUAGUGCGAAUGGAAAUGACUACCAGAUAGCAAAUAUGAGAGAAGAAAACGCGCGUCGAUUUAAUCAGCCCUGUGGAGGCGUGCACGUAGAAGUCCGCAAGAAUGGAGCGAGUAAUUCGAAUGUUUUAGAAGUUUCAGAGAUCGUGGAUAUUGAGGAAAUAAUUUGGGCUCCGAGAUUAGGUUUGAAGGGGCAAAUAGACGCAAUUGCUGAAGCAAGAAUAAGGACUGGUAAGCAAUCGACUGAUGUUAAAGUUGUUCCAGUAGAGCUUAAGACCGGCAAGUGGAAGGAUGUUGUUGAACACGGAGCUCAAGUUUUAUUAUACACGUUGAUGAUUGGUGAGAGAUAUUUUCAAAAUCAAGGCGCUUCUCCGUUCGGUGUAUUGCACUACACGAACGAUGAUCAAAAUGAGGAAGGGAAAACAACCGUGAUCGAAAGGACAAACCUGGAAAUUGCAUUUCUUAUGCAUCAGCGAAAUCGUUUAGCUUCGGCGUUGCAGCCGCGAGACGAUGACGAAGCUUCUCUUGAUCAAAAUAGAUUUCUGUAUCCAGCUGAGAAUUUGAUUGAGAGAACGCACCUUCCACAGGUCCAUAGUAAGUUAGCUUCUGGAAUCCUUCCGAAUAUGUCGCCGAGUAGUUGGUGUGAACGAUGCUUUCAACGUGAAAGUUGCUUUACGUUGCACAAAUCUCUUGAAUCUGGGAACGAGCAGACUUCUGGAUUACAGAUCUUCGCCGCAAGCACAGAUCAUAUCACAAAAUCUCAUUCAGAGUGGUUGAAUAAAUGGAUCCGACUUGUCGACCUUGAAUCGAGCGCUUCGCAUGGUAAGAGAGCGACGCCAUGGAUGGAUGUUGAAGUAGUCUGUUCCAGAAAAGGUGGGAUUGCCGUGAAUGGAUUAAAAUUGAUUCAUCAUAAUAUACAAAAACAAAUCUCGUUGACUCCGGAAGAUGGUACGCCACGACGAGACUCUUUCACCGGUGUAUCACCUGGAAACAUUGUGAAUGAAGAUGAAUGGUUUCAUGAGUUUAUAGUCUCGGAUAAUUCCAAUGAGCAGUGCUCCCUGUCUAAAUUUAGUCCUGGAGAUCGAGUUGUUCUUUCUCGCAACGAUGGCUUGAUGGUUACUGGUCGUGCCACGAUCGAAAAGGUUGAGAUUAACCAUAACAUGUUAUCUCUUGUAACGUCUCGGCCUCUUCGAGUGCAAAGUAAAGAGCAUAUAUCGAUACAGCCAUCACUGCCAGGUAGUGCGAAUCUGAAUGAGCUAUGGCGCAUCGAUCGUGAUGGUGCCGGUCACGCCAUGGCGGCCCGAUCUCGUGGAAAUUUAAUUGCCACUCUUGCUAAGGAUGUCUCACAGAAUAAGAAUCAAAAAUUAAUGCACAUUCCAUCUGAAACCCGAAGGAGAAUAAUAGAUUUCGCGGAACCGGUCUACGAAAAUUUUACUUCUAUAAAGUUACCGGGAAGGUAUAUGAAUGAUUUUGCGGAGUUUGAACGAGAUUACCUUGACAUUGUCGUCGAUUUGAACGCAGAGCAGCGAUACGCGGUCGAGAAAGUUGUCACCUGUUCAGAUUAUGCUUUAGUUCUUGGAUUACCAGGUGCCGGAAAGUCGGAAACUUUGGUCUGCUGUAUUCUUGUUCUUGCGUUAUUGGAAAAGCGUGUUUUAAUCACUUCUCACACACACAACGCGGUUGACAACAUUUUAAAGCGUUUACCCUCAAAAAAUUGCGAAAGAUUUAUUAGAAUUGGCGAUGAUGAGUUCAAAGUUCUCAAGGAAGUUCGAAGAUAUCGUCUCGGGGGUGAAAUUUGGGAUGCAAGCUCAUUCGAUGCGAUAAACUAUGCUUCUGAGAAAGCUCGAAUUGUUGGUGCGACAUGUUAUGCUUUGAACCAUCCAUUCUUCGCUCGAAAAGAGUUUGACGUUGUUUUAGUCGAUGAAGCUGGACAAUUAACGUUGCCAGCUAUAUUAGGUCCUUUAUUACUUUCGAAGACGUUUGUUCUGGUAGGUGAUCACCAUCAAUUGCCUCCAUUGAUUACUUCUGAAGUCGCGAGACGCAGCGGUAUGGAAGAUUCACUUUUUGCUCAACUGUGCAAUAAGAAUCCAAACGCUGUCUGCUCUUUGACAUGUCAGUAUAGGAUGAACGAACCGUUAACAAAGCUACCAAAUGCACUGACUUAUGAUGGUAAAUUGAAACCAGCGAAUGAUGCGGUUGCGAAUAGAAUGCUUUCGGUCGAAGAAGACUUCGAUGUCAAGGCUAGGAAAAUCCAAUGGUUGACAAAUGCGACGAGUGAACAGCCAAAUAAAGCGGUCAUUUUCCUUGAUACAAGCGCAGAAGAAACGGUGCAAGAUCAGACAAGAGAGAGUUCUGAUGAGCGACCGGUAAACAAGGGAGAACAGCGUCUCGUUCUUGAAAUCGUUCGAAGUUUAAUUCGCAGAAAAGUUGAAGCAGCAAAAAUAGCAGUCUUGUCACCUUUCAAUGCGCAAGUGGAUGAAAUUUCUGAACUACUAAAGACUGACGAGAAAGUAAGCGAUGUAGAGUCUUUAACUAUAGAUAAAGCACAAGGAAGAGACUUUGACGCGGUCAUAAUCUCAUUCGUAAAAAGUAAUCCUCGAGGAGAUACGACAGAGCUAUUAGAAGAUAAGAGACGCCUGAAUGUUGCGAUAACUCGAGCCAAGUCAAAGUUGAUUUUGAUUGGAAAUAUGCAAACGUUAAGAGGUAGCAAUGCUAUGAGCAGGAUGCUGGAUGUUAUUGCUUCUGAGAAGAUGAUCGAGCCCGUGGACAGCUCAUUCGUAAAACUGUUCCUGUAA
Molecule: messenger RNA, 4365 nt
Organism: Bathycoccus prasinos
Lineage: Eukaryota; Viridiplantae; Chlorophyta; Mamiellophyceae; Mamiellales; Bathycoccaceae
Product: DNA replication helicase Dna2
Exons: 1
Coding region: 1-4365 (1454 amino acids)
Molecular function (GO): single-stranded DNA helicase activity; 5'-3' DNA helicase activity
Source: RefSeq, a predicted model, not a curated record